GUGUAGGGGGGGUGUUCUCAGGUUCUCAUCCAUGCUUUCCUCUUAUCUUGGGAAGAGACAGCAGUCUCCAUUGGGAAUAACUGGGAAUAUUCUGACAGAGGCUGCAGCUACUGGGUUCAAAGCCUUUGACAUUGCUUGUAUUUUUUUUUUAAUUAUCUGGUGCAUCUUUCUUUUCUCUUCCCCCCUCCCUUUCUUUUAAAAUAAGUAGAACACCACCCCUCUUACCCCCCAUCAAGCCCCACCACCAAAUGGCUUGUACAAUUGAGAACCUGUCCUUGGUCCAUUGAAUUAAGACCCUAACAGAGCCAGCUGUGCUGGGAUUCAAACUAAUGACCUCAGACACAGAAGGACACAGUGGCAGCUGGUAGUCCUCCCCCCCCUCCUCCUCUCCCCUGCCUCUUUAGUUCAGAUUGUAUGUGGGCAGUCUCCUAGCUCUCAGCUGUAUUGUGUUUGCUUACAGUUUAUACUCGGAUGUAUUGUAGACUUUCUCAGUACUUCAUUUGCUAAUUUCCUGUUCAUUUUCCUCAUAGGGCCAUGGCUGUUUUUUUUUUUUUUUUCUUUUCUCCCUUCCCCUACUUUGCAGCAUUUGCAUGCCCCGACAGCACUUGUUCACACAUUCAUAAUGUUUAAAUGCCCUCUGCUUAUAGGUAGUAUCGCCCUCCCACCCCUGAUUUGCAUGUCCUUUAGCACUCCAAUUGCCCUUUUCCCUCGGCAUUCGUCACCCCGUCUUCCCUCUUUCCCUGGGGUAUCCUGGCUAUUAAUACAUUUUUCUCAGGAGGGUUACAAGAAGAGGGGAGGGGGAGAAGCUGUGCUUGGCUGUUAGGAGGGAGGGAGCUGGGAUAGGAAGUGUGGGGGGGUAGGAAUAUGAGAAAGGGGGUGGAAUCACGUCUUGAUAAUUGUUAUGCAAACGACCCGACUGAAAAAUGUUGGCGCUUUGGGGGGCGGGGGUCUAGUGAUGGAGGCUGUAUAUUUAUUUUAAAGCUUAAAAAAAAAAAAACACCCGCCCCCCUCCCUCCGUGCAGCCCGGUUGGAAUGACUUUCUUUAUUUUAGUUGUAACAGUUGGAGGAUAAUGCAAAGGAAGACGCAGCUGGCCCGGCAAUUCACCGUCUAUGGAAAUGCGCCACCGGAGAGGAAAUAAAGCCACCCUUCACCUUGCUCUCCCCACCCGGCCCCGCUCUCCCCUCCCCCCACCCAGCCCCCACCCCAGCACCACCAUCACCCCCUUCCCGCCCCCCCCACCUCCCCCCCUUUCCCACCCAGGGUGUCGGACCCGGCGGUCCCCCACCACUUCCACCCUGCACCCCUUCUUUCCCCCCUGCACCAUGAACAGCAAUGUCUGCGUGGAAACCGGGGCCGAGCCGGAGACCCCGGGUCUGCCUAAGGAGAGCCACCUGCCCGAGGGCGCCUUGAACAGCCUUGUGGAUUACAACUCGGAGAUGGAGCGCAACCGCUCGUUCGCCACCUCCUUCUACAAGACCAACGGGGGCGCCUUCCCGCAGGCCGCCAAGAUCGCGCGCAUCACCACGCCGAUCUUCCCGGGCAGCCCCGCCGCCCGCCCGCGGCCCGCCGCGCGCAUCGGCAUGGCCCCCUGGAACUGCGACAACGCGGCCACGGCGGCCGCCGCCACCGCCAUGCUCUGGGGCAGCGGCGGGGGCGGGGGCGGGGCGGUGGGCGCGGGCGGCGGCGGGGGCGGCGGCGGCGGAGGAGGCGGCGGCGGCGGCGGCGGGCGGGGCGGCGGAGGAGGCGGGGGCGGCGGGCGCGGCGGCAGGACCGGCAUCCCGCACCGCAACGACUCCCAGCGGCUGGCCAAAGCCGGCUGCCCGCCCGAGCCGUCGUUGCAGAUGGCCAACACUAAUUUCCUGUCCACCUUGUCCCCCGAGCACUGCAGACCUCUGGCGGGGGAAUGCAUGAACAAGCUCAAGUGCGGCGCGGCGGAAGCGGAGAUCAUGAACCUCCCCGAGCGCGUGGGCACCUUCUCCGCCAUCCCGGCUUUGGGGGGCAUCUCGUUACCUCCGGGGGUCAUCGUCAUGACCGCCCUGCACUCCCCCGCCGCCGCCUCGGCGGCCGUCACGGACAGCGCCUUCCAGAUUGCCAACCUGGCAGACUGCCCGCAGAACCACUCCUCCUCCUCCUCCUCCUCCUGGGGCGCCGGCGGGGCCAACCCCGCCAAGAAGAAGCGGAAACGCUGCGGGGUGUGCGUGCCUUGCAAGAGGCUCAUCAACUGUGGCGUCUGCAGCAGUUGCCGGAACCGCAAAACCGGACACCAGAUCUGCAAAUUUAGGAAAUGUGAAGAGCUAAAGAAAAAACCUGGCACUUCGCUAGAGGUUCAGAGGAGAUGA
Messenger RNA from Perognathus longimembris pacificus (Pacific pocket mouse), 2340 nucleotides. It is a transcript of the gene Cxxc4, whose product is annotated as CXXC finger protein 4. Lineage: Eukaryota; Metazoa; Chordata; Mammalia; Rodentia; Heteromyidae. Gene Ontology annotation, molecular function: methyl-CpG binding; zinc ion binding. Gene Ontology annotation, cellular component: nucleus. The record is from RefSeq and is a predicted model, not a curated record.